AUGCUGCGGCUCGGCGGCGCGCUGCGGCGGGACCCGCGCGCGCACGGUGCGCCGCUCGGGCGCGCGCUCCGCGCGGGGCUCUCGUCGCGGCCCGAGGCGCCUGUGCCGCUGGUGGUUGCCCUCGACAUGGACGAGUGCCUGAUACACUGCACCGGCUUUUCGCAGCCAUCUGGGGUGCCCGCAAGAGUAGGAGGAGGGGGUCACACCGCCGAGGGCGAUGGCAUCGAGAAGCUGCACCUGCGACUUGCCAGCGGCGUCACCUGCUCCGUUCUCAAGCGGCAGGGGCUGGACGCGUUCCUCUCGCAGUGCUGCGACAUGUUCGAGACCUACGUCUUCACCGCUGGGGUCGAGGAGUACGCCAGUGCCGUGCUCGACGCCAUCGACACCGAGCGGAAGCUGGCUGGCCGCCUGUACCGGCAGCACUGCAGGGCCGUUAAGACGCCUGUCGGCGACCAGUUCCUAAAGGACCUGUCGGCGGUGGCCGGGCGCUGCCAGCGGAAGGACGUCGAGCGCAUAGUAUUGGUAGACAACAAUCCCCUGUCCUUCGUGCUCCAGCAACGGCAUCCCGGUGCCUGA
Molecule: messenger RNA, 576 nt
Organism: Prorocentrum cordatum
Lineage: Eukaryota; Dinophyceae; Prorocentrales; Prorocentraceae
Source: the annotation of a GenBank genome assembly